AUGGGCUGCACCAGCUGUGUGCUCAGGACGGCCAGGGAGGAGGCCAUGGGCUCUGGACCUGGCUCAGGGACAAGGGGCUAUCCGAGUACAGAGGAGAGCACUGGCUCCAGGGGAUGCCCCUCAAGGCAGUGGCCGUGGGGCUGGGGUCUGCCAGGAACCUCUGGAGGCCCUGGACAGGGUUCCCUGCUCCCAGUUGGCCUCACGGUCAGUGUGACUGAAAUGGGAGAUGGGGACUCUGACCAGAUGGAGAUGACACCCUCGAGGCAGAUCCAGGACCAGGGAGCAGCCGUCAGAGCUGCGUUUCAUUCACUGAUCCACCUGGAGUUUGUUGUCUUAGACUUUGUGUUGGGACCUGUCCUGGUGUUAACUCAGGCCUCAGUGGAUUCCUGGUCCAGGGUGGAGAAGGUCAUGGGCAGCACAGCCCUGGACAGCGGAACUGAUGUUGUGGAUAAAGCCUGGGUGACCUCAGGCCUCACUCCACACUGCAGACAAGCAAACCUCACGGCGGUGGUGAGGAGCUUUCGGGUGGGCAGAACUGAGGUGGUCCGGAGCAGCCUGCAUCCCGUGUUCUCCAAAGUCUUCACCGUGGACUACUAUUUCGAGGAGGUGCAGAGGCUGCGCUUUGAGGUAUACGACACGCAUGGGCCCAGCGGCUUCAGCUGUCAGGAGGACGACUUCCUGGGGGGCAUGGAAUGCACCCUGGGGCAGAUUGUGGCCCAGAAGAAAGUGACCCGCCCGCUGCUGCUCAAGUUUGGCAGGAACGCCGGCAAGUCCACCAUCACGGUGAUCGCUGAGGACAUCUCGGGGAACAACGGCUACGUGGAGCUCUCCUUCCGGGCCAGGAAGCUGGAUGACAAGGACCUCUUCAGCAAGUCCGACCCCUUCCUGGAGCUCUUCCGGGUCAACGACGACCAGGGCUUGCAGCUGGUGUACAGGACGGAGGUGGUGAAGAACAACCUGAACCCCGUAUGGGAGCCCUUCAAAGUCUCGCUGAGCUCCCUCUGCAGCUGCGAGGAGACAAGGCCUCUGAAGUGCCUGGUCUGGGAUUACGACUCUCGAGGAAAACACGACUUCAUCGGAGAAUUUACUACCACCUUCGAGGAGAUGCAGAAGGUCUUCAGGGAGGGGCAGGCCCAGUGGGACUGUGUGAAUCCCAAAUACAAGCAGAAGAGACGCAGUUACAAGAACUCGGGGGCCGUCGUCCUGGCUGACCUGAAGUUCCACAGGGUGUACUCCUUCCUGGACUACAUCAUGGGCGGCUGCCAGAUCCACUUCACCGUGGCCAUUGACUUCACCGCCUCCAACGGAGACCCGCGGAACAGCUGCUCCCUGCAUUACAUCAACCCUUACCAGCCCAAUGAGUACCUGAAGGCGCUGGUGUCGGUGGGCGAGAUCUGCCAGGACUAUGACAGCGACAAGAGGUUUUCUGCGUUGGGGUUUGGAGCCCGGAUCCCGCCCAAGUAUGAGGUGUCCCAUGACUUUGCCAUCAAUUUCAACCCUGAGGAUGAUGAGUGUGAAGGCAUCCAGGGCGUGGUGGAGGCCUACCAGAACUGUCUGCCCAGGGUCCAGCUCUACGGCCCCACCAACGUGGCGCCCAUCAUCUCCAAGGUGGCACGCGUGGCGGCGGCCGAGGAACGCACUGGGGAAGCCUCUCAAUACUACAUCCUGCUGAUCCUGACGGACGGCGUGGUGACCGACAUGGCCGACACGCGGGAGGCCAUUGUGCGCGCCUCACGCCUGCCCAUGUCCAUCAUCAUCGUGGGCGUGGGCAACGCCGACUUCACCGACAUGCAGGUCCUGGACGGCGAUGACGGCGUCCUGCGCUCCCCACGGGGUGAGCCCGCGCUCCGGGACAUCGUCCAGUUUGUGCCCUUUCGGGAGCUGAAAAACGCGUCCCCUGCAGCGCUGGCCAAGUGCGUGCUGGCCGAGGUCCCGAAGCAGGUGGUGGAGUACUACAGCCACAGAGGUCUGGCCCCGAGAGGCCUGGACGUCCCUGCCGGAGAGGCCAGCCCAGGCUACACCCCGUGAAGACGUGGAGGGCAUGGGGAGGGGCAGUGAGCAGUGGGUCCGUGGAGCCUCGGUCUCCAGCACCUUUGGGGUCUCUUAAGCGCCCUCCGACCUCCCAGAAGCCUCCAGUCCCCGCCAGGCCCCACUCCCAGUCCUCCUGGGAUCCUGCUGGCUUGGGCCCGGGUCUGGGGCCCCCGAGGCCGAAGGGUGAUAAAAUACAGGCCUCCAUGCCUGGCCCUGCCUGAGCCAGGUGGCUGGAGGGAGAUCGUGAAGGAUUUGGAGGGGCCUGGGAGCUCAUCCAGGGGAGACCCUGCCCCGACGAGAAGGGGCACGGACUGGGGGCUCUGCUUUGCAUCUAAUCUUUGUGGGGGAGGGCCAGCAAGGCAGCACCCCAGCCCCCGAGAAAGCCCAGGGUGCCCAGACACC
Messenger RNA from Mandrillus leucophaeus (drill), 2433 nucleotides. RefSeq names its product copine VII (gene CPNE7). The transcript has 16 exons. Gene Ontology annotation, molecular function: calcium-dependent phospholipid binding. Gene Ontology annotation, cellular component: plasma membrane. The coding region runs from base 1 to 2028 and encodes 675 amino acids. Lineage: Eukaryota; Metazoa; Chordata; Mammalia; Primates; Cercopithecidae. The record is from RefSeq and is a predicted model, not a curated record. Gene Ontology annotation, biological process: cellular response to calcium ion.